AUGUCGCAUAACAAGAGACGUGUCUAUCCCCAAGCCCAAUACCAACAACAGGCAGUUCCCGAGCCUCAACAACUCCAACAACAAAGUAUCCCUUAUGGUGGUGCUAUGGGUCAGCUAAUGUCACCAAAAGUUAGCUCACCAAUGGGUAGUAUCUCGGGUCAAGCAGGGGGGCCAAUGACUCCUAACAUGAACAUGCCUGUUGGCCAACAACGUGUUUUCACACCGGCUCAACAGCAGCUGGCCCAGCAAAUCGAUCAAGCUGCACAUGCUACUUCCCAAAUGCAUAUAUCAGAUCCAAUGCUUUCUCAACAGCAAGGUCUACCAAUGGGUCAACCUGGUCAAGCAAGCCCAAUGGGUAUGCCAAUGCAACCACAACAGUCAGGUAUGCCAAUGCAUAUGCCAAUGUCAGCUGCUCAACAGCAUAUGCCAGGUGGCAAACAGUUAAAUCAAUUAUAUCCAAUUGAUUUAUUAACUGAAAUCCCACCUCCUAUUAGAGACUUAUCAUUGCCUCCACCACCUUUGAUCAUACCUCCAGAAAAAAUUGUUGUUCCAUCUGAUUCAGCCAAUGCUAAUGCAGAAUAUGUCCGUUGUACUUUAAAUGCCGUUCCUCGUACUCAUUCUUUACUAAAAAAAACCAAAUUACCUUUAGCCUUGGUUAUUAGGCCUUACCAAACUAUCAACGAUGACGACUCGCAGCCACCUUUAAAUGAAGAUGGUUUGAUUGUUCGUUGUAGAAGAUGUAGAUCCUAUUUGAAUCCAUUUGUGACAAUUAUUGAUCAUGGUAGAAAAUGGAGAUGUAAUUUCUGUAGACUGACUAAUGACUUCCCACAACAUUUCGAUCAUGCAAUGGAUGGGACUCAAUUAGACAGAUUUCAAAAGAAUGAAUUACGCUAUGGUGUAAUGGAAUAUAUUGCACCAAAGGAAUAUACUGUAAGACAGCCACCUCCAUCUACUUAUUGUUUUAUAAUCGAUGUUUCUCAAAACGCAAUUAAGAACGGGUUUGUUGCUACUGCUACAAGAACCUUAUUAGAAUCUUUGGAUUCUAUUCCAAACAGAGAUCAAAGAACAAGAAUUUCUAUUCUUUGUGUUGAUAAUUCUAUCCAUUAUUUCUCAAUUCCAGAAGAUUCUGAAUCCAUUGAUUUAAAUGAAAACGAAAAUGGCAAUGAGGAAAAUGGUGACUCUGUUCCUAAAAGAACGCCAUUGAAUAUUUCUAUGAUGGACGUUGGUGACUUAGAUGAACCAUUUUUACCUAAACCAAGAUCAAUGGUUGUUAAUUUAAAAGACUGUAGAAAAAACAUUGAAAAAUUAUUAAUUGAAAUUCCAAAUAUUUUCCAAAAUAGUAUCAUGAAUAGUUUUGCCUUAGGGCCAUCAUUAAAAUCUGCCUUUAAUUUAAUUAAAAAUAUCGGUGGUAAAAUUAUUGUACUAUCUUCAACUCUACCAAAUAAGGGUAUUGGUAAAUUACAAAGAAGAAAUGAAUCUGGUGUUGCCAAUACUCCAAAGGAAACUCCUCAGUUAUUAUCCUGUCAAGAUGCCUUCUAUAAAACUUUCACCAUUGAAUGUAGUAAAGCUCAAAUCACUGUUGAUACUUUCUUAGCGUCGGAAGAAUAUAUGGACGUUGCAACUUUGAGUAACUUAGGUCGUUUCACUGGUGGUCAAACUCAUUUUUACCCAGGUUUCAAUGCUUCUAGCAUUAAUGAUGUUAUUAAAUUCACUAAAGAAUUUUCUAAGUAUCUAUCGAUGGAUAUGUCGAUGGAAACUGUUAUGAGAGCUAGAGGUAGUACUGGUAUCAGAAUGAACUCGUUCUAUGGUCAUUUCUUCAACAGAUCUUCUGAUUUAUGUGCAUUUUCUACUAUGCCAAGAGAUCAAUCUUACGUUUUCGAAUUACAACUGGAUGAAAAAAUUAUGACAGAAAAUGCACAUGUUCAAAUUGCUGUUUUAUUAUCCUUAAAUACAGGGCAACGUAGAAUUAGAGUUAUAACAGUCGCCCUUCCAGUUACUGAUUCAGUCCAUUCUGUUUUCGCUUCUGCUGAUCAAUUAGCCAUGACUGAUUAUUAUGCUCAAAAAGCUAUUCAAAAAGCUUUUGACUCAAGUUUACAGGAUGCUAGAAAUUUCAUCAAUAAUUCUGUACAAGAUAUAUUGACAGUGUAUAAAAGGGAUGCAGUUGUUUCAAAUACUGCUGGUGGAGCUCCAUUAAGACUAUGCUCAAACCUAAGAAUGUUUCCACUAUUAAUGCAUUCGUUGACAAAGAAUAUGGCAUUUAGAAACGCCAUUGUCCCAAGUGAUCAUAGAGCUAUCGCAUUGAACAACUUAGAGUCUUGGCCAUUGCAAUUUUUCAUCAAGAAUAUUUAUCCAAAUGUUUAUUCUCUACAUGAUAUGCCUGAUGACAUCGGUUUGGUAGAUCCAACUACAGGUGAAAUUAAAUUGCCACAGCCAAUGAAUGCCACAGCAACUUUGUUUGAAAGAUAUGGUUUAUAUUUAAUUGAUAAUGGUAAUGAAUUAUUCUUAUGGGUUGGUGGUGAUGCCGUACAUGAAUUGAUUAUGGAUGUAUUUGGUAAUCAAGAUAUUUACCAAAUUCCGAUUGGUAAAGAAGAAUUACCAAUUUUGGAAAAUUCUGAGUUUAAUGAAAGAUUGAGAAACAUCAUUUCGAAGGUUAGAGAAAAUAAUCAUGUGAUUACAUAUCAAUCAUUAUAUAUUGUUAGAGGUUCCUCAAUUAAUGAGCCAAUUUCUCAUGCUCAAGCUAGGGACUUAUCAAGUUUAAGAUUAUGGGUAGCAAGUUACUUAGUGGAAGACAAGAAUAUGAAUACAGAAGGUUACAGGGAAUUUUUAUCGGGUAUGAAAAACAGAAUUAGUAAAUAA
Molecule: messenger RNA, 2856 nt
Organism: Henningerozyma blattae CBS 6284
Lineage: Eukaryota; Fungi; Ascomycota; Saccharomycetes; Saccharomycetales; Saccharomycetaceae
Gene: SEC24
Product: COPII subunit SEC24
Exons: 1
Coding region: 1-2856 (951 amino acids)
Biological process (GO): COPII-coated vesicle cargo loading; intracellular protein transport; endoplasmic reticulum to Golgi vesicle-mediated transport
Cellular component (GO): endoplasmic reticulum exit site; COPII vesicle coat
Molecular function (GO): zinc ion binding; SNARE binding
Source: RefSeq, a predicted model, not a curated record